This is a messenger RNA of Arachis stenosperma, 1422 nucleotides long. RefSeq names its product VAN3-binding protein-like. Lineage: Eukaryota; Viridiplantae; Streptophyta; Magnoliopsida; Fabales; Fabaceae. The transcript is spliced from 7 exons. The record is from RefSeq and is a predicted model, not a curated record. Gene Ontology annotation, biological process: phloem or xylem histogenesis; leaf vascular tissue pattern formation; auxin-activated signaling pathway. The coding region runs from base 1 to 1422 and encodes 473 amino acids.
AUGAAAAAUAAUGAGUUGCAUGGAAAUGGCACUAGUUCUUCCAUGCCUGAGAGUCCAAGAUUACCACCUCCUCCUCUUCUUCUUCCUCCUCCUCCUCCUCAAGAACAUGAUGCUUCAUCAUCAACCAUGUCUCCAGAGAAUAAUAAUAAUAAUAAUGAGUUCUCUUUUUCUUACUCUGCCACUUCACAACAGCUUCUCCUUGACUGCAUUUUCUCACAGUCCACUAGACAGGAAUUAGUGUCACCACCAUUAACAUCAGGAAGAGUCUCACUUGAUCAUGAAGCAGUGAAUAAUAAUAAUAAUAAUAACAAUAAUGGUGGUGGCUCCCAAACAGGAACAGAUGAUAGUCCACCAAUUUCUCCUUCUCAGGAUGAGUAUGAUGAUGAUCUUCUUAAGUUCUUUAGAGCCAACAAUUCAAUUCACCCUCUAUUCAAUGGUGGAAGUGGCAUCAUGAAUUCUUCUACUACCUGCAUUAAUGGCAAUACAACUCCACCAAGCUCAUCAUCAUCAUCAGGGCCUAAAACAGUUGGAAAAUGGUUAAAGGAAAGAAGAGAGAAAAAGAAAGAAGAGAACAGAACUCACAAUGCUCAACUCCAUGCAUCCAUCUCUGUUGCCGCGGUAGCGGCCGCAGUUGCGGCUGUUACGGCCGCAACUGCAACCUUAUCGGCGAACAACAGAGAGGAUGAGAAGAUGGGAAAGAUAGACAUGGCUGUGGCCUCAGCAGCAACAUUGGUUGCUGCUCAGUGUGUUGAGGCUGCAGAAUCAAUGGGGGCUGAAAGGGAACAUCUUGCUUCAGUGAUUGGUUCUGCUGUUAAUGUCAAAUCUGAUGAUGAUAUCAAUACUCUCACAGCUGCUGCUGCCACAGCUCUAAGAGGAGCAGCAACCUUGAAAGCAAGAGCAUUGAAGGAGGUUUGGAAUAUCACCUCAGUGGCACCAUUAGAGAGAGGCUUUGGGAUUGGAAUUUGUGGUGGUAAAGCAAGUUAUAGUACUUCAAGCACAAGUGAUAGUGGUGAGUUCAUUAAUGGAGAAAAUUUUCUUGGUGUUUGCACCUUAGAGCUCCUUGCUAAGGGCACUGAAUUGCUCAAACGAACCCGAAAAGGUGAUCUUCACUGGAAAAUAGUUUCUGUUUACAUGCAUAGAACAGGCCAGGUUAUGUUGAAGAUGAAGAGCAAACAUGUUGCUGGAACCAUUACUAAGAAGAAAAAGCAUGUUGUGUUGGAUGUGUGCACAAAUUUAGCAGCAUGGCCAGGAAGACAUCUAUUUGAUGAUGAAGAGAAAAGAAAGUACUUUGGAUUGAAGACAGAAUCAAGAGGGAUUGUGGAGUUUGAAUGCAGAAACCAAAGAGAAUAUGAUAUGUGGACUCAAGGUGUUUCUAGACUUCUGUCAAUUGUUGCAGAGAGACAAAACAAAAAUGGGAUUUGA